AUACUGUGAAAGUGUGGAUCUAAAUUUCUUCUUUCACAUUCACUUCCUAUUUUAAAAUAAAGGGUUCUAAUCUUUGAUUUCUCUUUCUUUUUCUAUCUCGGGGCGGGUAGAAAGGUACAACUCUUCCUCUUUGGUCAUCUCAAGUUUCCUAAACUGAACUUUGAUAAGUUACCCAACAGAGGUUCCCAUCAACAAUCAAUAUUCCAUACCUAAUUCUUUUCUUGCUUUGUUGCUUUCUUGCUUUCUUGCUUUCUUGCUUUCUUGCUCACAGCCCAUCUCUCUCUGUGUAUGGUGUAUGGUGUAUGGUGUAUGUGUGGUAAUGGGGGGACUAACAAAGGGCAGCUUUAGAGAUCUCAUGGGAGUUCUGAAAGACAAAGCAUCGCUGAGCAAAGCUGCUCUACUAUGCAAGCCCAGCACCGUCGCUCUCCAAGUGGCGGUAUUGAGAGCCACAACACACGAGCCCUCCAAUCCUCCCAACGAGAAACAACUCGCAGCCCUGCUCUCCUUCGGCCACAGUUCUCGUCUCACCGCGUCUGCUUGCAUCGACGCCCUGAUGGGCCGCUUACACCAGACCCGCAAUUCCGCAGUAGCACUCAAGUGUCUCAUCAUCAUCCACCAUAUAAUCCGGCGUGGUUCCUUCAUCCUCCUAGACCAGCUCACCAUCUACCCUUCCACCGGCGGCCGAAACUACCUCAACCUCUCUAAUUUCCGCGACAACGCCUCUCCUGAAUCAUGGGAGUUAUCUUCUUGGGUUAGAUGGUACGCGACUUUCCUCGAGCACCUGUUGCUCGCUUCUCGAGUUCUUGGGUUCCUCUUUUCUUCGAAUUCAGAUAAAGGGCAAGACAGAGACAAGGUAUCGGCGCUUCUGAAUUACGAUUUGUUGAAGGAAGUGGAUGCUUUGGUGGGUGUGAUCGAAGAAAUCUACAGAGCACCGGAAUCUCUGUUUGCCCAGGGAAAUCGAUUAGUUAAUGAGGUGAAAUCAUUGGUGAAAGAGGAUUACUGGUCAGCACAGAAGGAAAUUUCGUUCCAGAUCGAUGAGUUACGGCAGAGAGUGAACUCAUUAAGGUUUGAAGAAGCGGUGGAUUUGGUUCGAUUGUUGAAGAGAUUGGAAAAUUGUAGAGAGAAGGUAUUAGGGUGGUUGUUCAUGAAUAAGCAGAACACGAUGGUUGAUUUGUUUUGGGAUUCGAUUGGGGAUGUGAGAACGAAGAUUGGAACUGUGAAGGAUUAUGGAGAAGGAAAGAAGUUGUUGCUGGGUGGAGGCGGCAAGGUAGAGAAGGCGAGUGAGUCGGCUCGGUUUGGAGACCGGGUUUUGAGAUUGGGUGACCCGGUGCAAUUCUCUUCUGGUAGGUUUGCUUUGGAUUUGGCUCUGGCUCCCUCUUUUCAAUUUUGAAUUCUGUUGACUAGGAAACAAUAAAAAAAUAUGUAAAGCUAAAGCUAGGAUAAUUAAUAUUUUUUCUUAUUCUACGUUUGGUUAUAUUUUGAUUUAUAAUAUUUUUUGUUGUAUCAAAAUAAGUGCAAUUGAAAUUUGGGUUUGCUCUACCGAAAAAAAAGAAAAAAUAAAAAAAACUGGGUUUGUCA
Molecule: messenger RNA, 1578 nt
Organism: Macadamia integrifolia
Lineage: Eukaryota; Viridiplantae; Streptophyta; Magnoliopsida; Proteales; Proteaceae
Product: putative clathrin assembly protein At4g40080
Exons: 1
Coding region: 296-1390 (364 amino acids)
Biological process (GO): vesicle budding from membrane; clathrin coat assembly; clathrin-dependent endocytosis
Cellular component (GO): clathrin-coated pit; clathrin-coated vesicle
Molecular function (GO): phosphatidylinositol-4,5-bisphosphate binding; SNARE binding; 1-phosphatidylinositol binding
Source: RefSeq, a predicted model, not a curated record